Molecule: messenger RNA, 2967 nt
Organism: Rhinolophus ferrumequinum (greater horseshoe bat)
Lineage: Eukaryota; Metazoa; Chordata; Mammalia; Chiroptera; Rhinolophidae
Gene: TTC31
Product: tetratricopeptide repeat domain 31
Exons: 13
Coding region: 93-1655 (520 amino acids)
Molecular function (GO): protein binding
Source: RefSeq, a predicted model, not a curated record
CUAACAAAAAUGGCUGCCCAGCCCGCCCUGCUCCUCCUUUGGCCGGCAUCAAAUACCAGACUCUUUCACUUUCGGGUCACCGUGGACGGGAGAUGGCGCCGAUUCCCAAGACGGUGGGGCGGAUCAAGCUAGACUGCCCUCUGCGGCCUGGCAGCCCGCUGGGGGUCGCUGCUGUCCCCAAACUCUGCAAGGAAUUUGGUCCUGAGGACUACGGCGAAGAGGACGUAGUGGAUUUUCUUCGAAGACUUGUGGAGAGUGAUCCCCAGCGCCUGCACCGGAUCCAUGUGGAUGGGAGCAGCGGGCGGCUGCAGCUGUGGCACCAUGAUUACCUCCUGGACCAUUUCCGUGAUGAGGGGGAAACUACUGGACAGAGUGACAGGGGCCAGGGGGCUGAGGGACUGGGCACCUACUGCAGUUUCCAAAAGUCCUUCCUGUACCCUCCCCAAGGGUUGAAGCCCUGCCCUCCUAGACCCUCGGCCUCGGCGUCCUUCCCCAGUGGCUCAGACAGCCUGCUUCAGGUGGCCAUGCCCCAGAAGCUCCUGCUGACUGAAGAGCAAGCCAACCGCCUGGCUGAGGAGCUCGUAGCUGAGGAGGAGCGCGUGAAACAGAAAGCAGAGAAGAAGCGACUCAAGAAGAAGCGUCAAAAGGACCGAAAGCGACAGAAGCGCUUGGAGCAGGACAGUGGGGAGCUCAAGGCCGAGGCCACCCCAGAGGGCGAUGGGAGUCCCCCAUCCAGCCCUGGGAACCCAGCUCAGGGAUGCUGUGGUGAGGAAGAGGACUCACUGGAUCUAUCUAGUACUUUCGUGUCUCUGGCUUUGCGCAAGGUUGGGGAUUGGCCCCCCAGUACCCUCAGAGAGAAGGAACUGAGCCAGGAGCCCCAAGGCAAGAGCCUGGGCCCCCAGGAGAAGAUGGGCCAGCAGGAAGAUAUCUCUCCAAGAGAAGAGAGCCCCACGCAGAGUCCUAAGGCAGAGGCAUCUCUGGGACUGCUGGCAGCUGCCAUACAACAGAGCCAGGAGCUAGCAAAGUUGGGUACCAGCUUUGCCCAAAAAGGUUUCUACCGCGAGGCUGUGGGCCUGUUCACCCAGGCCUUGAAGCUCAACCCCCGGGACCACCGGUUAUUUGGAAAUCGCUCUUUCUGCCAUGAGCGGCUGGGUCAGCCAGCAUGGGCCCUGGCUGACGCACAGGUGGCCCUUACGCUGAGGCCCGGCUGGCCCCGGGGCCUCUUCCGCCUGGGCAAGGCUUUGAUGGGACUGCAGCUCUUUGAGGACGCAGCUGCUGUGUUCCAGGAGACUCUGAGAGGCGGGUCUCAGCCUGAUGCCGCCCGGGAGCUCCACUCGUGUCUUCAGCGACUCUCUCUGCAGGAUCAGCCAGGAAGAAUCCAUGCGUCACCUCUGCCAAGCAGGUGCCCCCAGCCGUUACCCCACACUGAGCCAGGGGCCUCAGGCCUCCUCUCCCCCAGUCGCCCUCAAAGCACGGCUCCAAGGGCCCCUGGCCUUCUGUCUCCGCCCGUGCGUUAUCCGCCUUGUCUCCUGAGCCCCUCCAACUGGCCCCUCCCCCAGACUCCGAGUAGAAGCCCCUGUCCUGUCCGUCUCCAGAACCCCAAGGGCUACGGCAUCCUGGGACUGGGGCCCCAGCAUCUACCUCAGGCAAGAUGAGGGAGGACCUGUCCCUCAUAGGACAAGGCCAUAUGUGCAUCCCACAGGGAGAGGGACACUGUGUUGUGGCAGUUCCCUGCAUAUUUUGAGACCUUGUACUCUAUCACCAUAGCUAGAGACACCCCUGGCCGUCAUUCCUCUUGCCACAGAGACCUUCUGAUGAGAGAAAGGAGCCCCUCAUCCACUGAAACAGCCUGUCUUUGGUUCUCAAGCAGAUAAAUGUCCUCUGGGGGGCAGUAAGGAAAAAUAAAACCCACCAAGGCUCAAGAAGGGAACUGUACAAAAGGUCAGGUUUCAGACUAUCCAGCAAGGGGCAUUUGGGGUUUGCUCUGCUCUUGGCUCUGGGGGACUCAUUCACAGCCAGACCUGUGUGCUCAGGAAUGGGGUCAUGGUGAAGAAUAGGGCUCAGUCCCCACUUCACCCUGAUGCAUGCCCAUCUCUUCCUGAUCCCAGUUCUUGCCCUGUUUUCUCCAGCCCCAACCCCUCAUGCCCUGUUUCCUGUCCCCAUUUCUGUGCACAUUCUGACUUCACCUUUGCCCAGUGGUCUGAUGUUCAUUCCUCCAAUUGCUAGAAGCUCCACUAAGGGUUUGCAUUUGGGAAUUCCCUGACCAGUUCCUGCCUGGAGCUCCACACUUCCCACUGCUGCUCUGCUGUGCUGGGACCUCAGCCGGUGCCCAGGCUGCUGCUAGCUUGGCCAUGCUCUUUCUCCAGUCCAGCCCUGGGCAUUGUAACUAGCCUUUCCCUGUGUGCAUUUCUGUUUUUCCACCAACGGUCACUGCCCCCAGAGGCUAUAAUUCUCUACUUCCUGUGUAAGAAUCAUGAGUUCCUUUUGUUUUCUCUUCUGAGAUCCUGGCAGCUGCCCCUGGCUAGUUGCUACCUAACCCUGCCUGGGACCCUCAGCUCAUUUAAAUGUGGUCUGUAGGGGACUUUUAGGCCUCCCAGAAUGCCCUUCCAAGAGGAACCAUUCAUCAGGAUGAUUCCUGCUGCUCUAUGGGACUUGCUCACAGACAGCAUUUACACCUAGAGAUAGGAGGUGUUGAAACACCUCCUUUAUAUAGGGCUUUCCCAAAUUCUUUUUGUUGUUUAUGGUGCAGGCCCCUUAAAUGCUGUAUAGCAGGAUGAAGUCUACCAUUACUAGUUGGGUCACCUUGGGCAGGUCUCUCAAUAUCUGUGCCUCAGUUCCCUCAUCUGUAAAAUGGGGGCAAUCCCUACCUCACAGGGCUGUUGUGAGGACUGAAAGAGAAAGUGUGAGAAAAUACCUACCAAGUGCCUGGUAUAUAGUGGCUGUAAAAUAAACCAGUUUUUAUCUGCA